GCCAACCCAACGCGGGGCACCUACUAAAGGCAGGUACCGCUUAAAGGUACAACUGCAGCCUUACGAUAACUUGUAACUUACAAACUUCCAUUCCUACAAAAAACAAUUUAGCAAACUAACUUCACAAAUUCCUUUCUUAUUAUCUUUCUCAUUUGGUCCCGUUAGGAAGCAAUCAACAAGAUGGGUGUGGUGGAUCCAAAUCCCCUACUUUCAUCACAGAAGUCUUCAGACUCUGGGCUCCAGGCCGUUCUCCAUCCUCUCGUCCUUCUCACAAUUUCAGAUUACAUCACACGACAUUCCCUAAGGGCGCAACAAGGACCUGUAGUUGGCGCUUUAAUAGGACAACAGAAUGGAAGAGAAGUUACUAUUGAGCAUGCUUUCGAGUGUGCCACUAUUGCCAAGGAUGGCAAUAUCGUUCUUGAUGCCAACUGGUUCGCACAGCGAUUAGAGCAGAUGAAAACAAUACAUAAAUCUCCCCAACUAGACCUUGUCGGCUGGUAUACCGUUUUACCUAAGAGUGGCCCGACUCCAUCUAUACUCCCUAUUCACAACUGGAUCUUAUCAGAGCAUAAUGAGUCGUCUCUACUACUCGGAUUCCACCCUGAAGAGGCCGUCCAACAAACAGCAGGAAGCAAGCUCCCCUUGACUAUCUACGAAUCUAUCUACGAGGUUGAUGAACCAAAAGCGGAUCAAGGCGAGGACAAGGAGAUGCGAGACGGAGAUCCCCCUCUAAAGUUAAAAUUCAGGGAGCUACCCUAUUCGGUAGAGACGGGUGAGGCGGAGAUGAUAAGCAUGGAUUUCGUGGCUCGAGGUGCUGGAAACGCCACGGUGGUCGAGCCCAGGCAGCAGAAGAAACCAGAGUCGGACCCCAAGGGUAAACAGCCUGCGAAAGCAACCGAUGCUCAAGAUAAGGACGAUAAAUCAGAAGAGCACAUACUAACUAGCGAGGAUGAGGAACUGAUCGCGGCACUUACAGCUAAGGCAAAUGCUAUCAAGAUGUUGCAAUCUCGCGUUAACCUUCUCACUGCAUAUCUCGAACGGCUACCCCCAUCCUACCUAUCUCCGAACAACGCCGCGAAUCUCUCCGAGGGUCAACAGACCACUCCUUCGCAUACAAUCCUCCGAUCUAUCCAGGCCCUCGUUAAUAGACUAUCGCUACUAGUGCCAUCCGACACAAAUGCUUACGAGGAGGAGAUGAUUAGUGAGGCCAACGAUGUACAUCUGAUGGAGCUCCUAAACGAGGUGCUCCAGAGUGUCACGGAAGCCCGCAAUGUCGGCAAGAAGCACAGUGUCGUUGAGAGCACGAAAGCCCACUACAAACGAAUGGUGGAAAAUACGACACCCCUAAGCUUUGGUCAUUCUAACCCGGGAGACCUUGCGAUUUCAUAAGCGACAUAGUUGUUAGGGGAUAGGCGUCCAUCCAAGACGAGGUGCACUUUGCAAUAUGGUUCUUUGCAUCCGCAAGGCGUUUUAGAGGUUAGGUUAGGUUAGGCAAGUUGUGUGUUGGGCAACAAGCCAAAGUCGAGUUACGACGGACGGGAUUACGAUAU
Messenger RNA from Daldinia vernicosa, 1550 nucleotides. RefSeq lists its product as uncharacterized. NCBI's taxonomy places the organism in Eukaryota, Fungi, Ascomycota, Sordariomycetes, Xylariales, Hypoxylaceae. Gene Ontology annotation, molecular function: metallopeptidase activity; protein binding. The record is from RefSeq and is a predicted model, not a curated record. The transcript is spliced from 2 exons. Gene Ontology annotation, cellular component: COP9 signalosome. Gene Ontology annotation, biological process: protein deneddylation. Bases 181 to 1389 code for a protein of 402 amino acids.